GCCUAUCCCGCACGAGCACAAAAUUGAACAGCCCAAAUCUCAGCCUGAAAUUGAAAUUGCGCCUUUGAACAGGUCGUCGUCGUCGUCGUCGUACGCCAUUCUGACGUCGACGGGGGACUGCAGGCUGACGGGCAGCAAAAUUCAGCCGACAACGGAACGAUUUCACCCGUUUCACCGCUGCUCAAUCGAGAACCGCCAUUUCCGCCGCUAAACAUACUUGAAUCUCCUUCUCCUUGGAAGAAAAUAGCUGGCUGCUCAUGUUCCCCUCCCCUCGCCUACAUAUUAAGAAUUGUUUGAUCGUGUCUACUAUGUUAUGGAAUUCUUUCUCUAAUGCGUCCCUGAUAUAUAUUUCGACAUCUUUACAGGGUAUUUCGCACGCUAAGACGUUUGCAUCCCGGAAUUUCGUUUAGCGGCAUUGAAACCCUUUACUACAAACAUGCGCCUGCGUCUUUGAUGUUUUUUUAUUGAUUCAUUCUGAAUUAAUGCUGCGUGCAGUUAUGUUAGUUGAGCAUUGGACGUCAAACUACCGUGGGCUCAGGAUUUACUGCUUUCAAGAAAUUUGAAGAUAAGCACUCAAACAGUUUUAUUUCUUUAUCUCAGGACAUUAUGACAUUAUUUCAGACAUUACCAUUUACUUAGUUAUUAUGCGUUGCUCCUUGUAACUAGUGUUUUGAGUGCAAAGUUUCUUAGCCAUUACAUCCUUCUUGGUCUUUAUUUAAAUAUCAGAAAUUCACCUGUUUACCUAGUAAGAAAUAAGGUUGGUGAGCUCAUCAAUGAUAUAUAUGUGGACAACUAAGCUACAUGGAUCGGAGCAAAUAUAUUCUGCAUUUGAAGGACUGAGUUCAAUUGAACCUAUUUGAUCAUUAGUAGUAGUAUUAAUCGAUGAGGAAAUUCCAAGACAAAUUAAUGAAUGGCGGGGAACAAACCAAUAAUGAUCAAUCCACCUUACACAAUCAUUAUAUUUAUCUUCUAUUGAAAAGUCUCUUCGUUUCAACAUACUAAUAGAAGAUCAAUGCUAAUGAAUUCUACAAGUAGGAACACAUUUGUGGGAUAUGUCAAGAUCAUUGAAUUAUUUUGGACAGAAGCAUGUGAACAAUUCGAUACAACAGUCAAAGUUACAUAGAAUUUACUCAUUGUAUUAACAAUUAGUUACUUUUUGAAGUGUUGCAAAUCGGUGUACUUCUGAUCUGGACUAUGCUCUUAGAUUUUUGGAUUGAGUUUUGAGUGUUUGCAGAAUAUGAAAAAGGAAAGCAAUGUACUAUAAUUUUCUUCAAUAUUUUGGAAAAUAUGUGUGCCGUGAAAGGAAAGGAGGAGGUUAAUGGGUAAAAGAACAAUCAUCAGGAAAGAAGGGUCAUUACAUGAAAGACCAGCUUCUUCCAAUCAUGAUUACCAUGGAUUUGAAUAAUGUUAUGAAGUUAGCAUGGUCCAAAAAAAUGGUAGUUGCAUAUUGGUACAUAUUUUGGAUUACUAUCUAUUUUGAAGCUCAUCCGUAAGAAGAAUUUUUAAAGUUAUAGUGAGAAUAAGACUAGCACUCGAAAUAAAUGCACCGAGUUGGAUUUUGAGAUACUAUGGAUGUUCCCCACAUAUUCAUUGAUUUUUAUUUGAGAGUAAUAAGGAAAUUACAUUUACAUGUUGCUUUUGCUAAUUAUCCUAAUGUGUUCAUCUUUAAUAAUUCGGAGAUUCAUUUUGUUGGAAUGUGAUAUUUUGAUUCCCAUAAUGCUCAUUGGCAAGGUCAGUCAUCUUUUACUUGCAAUUCGAAAAAGUAGUUAUUUCAAUCUCCUCGGCGUUUGCCCAUAUUUGUAUUUUGUGCAUAAAUUGCAUCAAUUCAUCAGAGGGCCGUGUAUUCUCCCUAAAUUUACUAAAUGGCUUCUUUGGUCUUUGUUCUUGCCAUUGUCGAGCAUGAGCCAGCAAGCUAAGGUAUGUAUGAGUAUUUCAUUCCUUCUGUAUCUUGGUAUUCUUUGCUUUGUAAUUUUCUUUUUUCCCUGCUAGGUGUCCUGAGGUUAUCCUUAGAUUACAGAAACUAGUUUACACGAACUUUUUGUGGAUCUUAAUUGUGGCACAUCAACUGCUUCUUCUUCUUUUCCUUUUUUUUUUUUUAAAAUAAAGAAUUAUUUCUGGAUCUAAUUUUUUGUAAGAUGGAUAUCAAUCUUAUCGUAUUCCUUUUCAAAAUAUCAUCUUUUUGCUUUAAGAAAUAAUUCAAGCCUUUGCUCUUCUAAUAUAUGCUCAUAAUGCAUAAGAAUAUAUUAUUACACUUGUCAAGCAUCUAGUAUUCUAGAAUUAUGUGUGCAGCUGGAUGACACAUUUAACGCAUGUUUAGGCUAAAUAAAUAGUAACUCAAAUAAUUUUCUAUAGAAAAAUGUGUGAGACAACUGUAAAUGACGAAAUAGAAACACAUCUUCACUUUUCUCAUGUAAGCGCAUUUUUAUAGUAGACACUUUUAAAUAGCGAAAUAAGCUUUUCAGGAAACAUUUUGAAUAUAUGCAUUUAAUGCUUACCUAGUAAAGUUUUUGUUACUAUAUAAAAGAUAUAUAUAUACAUUGUUACUAAAUAUAAAUUAUAUAUAUAUAUAUAUACAGUUAGGAUUCUUAAUUGUGUCACAGCUGUCACAUAUAUUUCUUUUUCCCUAAAGACUCCAUCGAACACAUAGCCGCCCUUUCAUUUGUGUCCUCUGUUGGUUUACUUUCUCAGAUCUGCGAAAGCCAGCCUCUCAUUUCGAGCAUCUUUACUUCUAUAAUUAUUGAGAUAAUCGUCAGAACCAGUGGCAGGAAGUACAAAUCCAAAGCGGGUCGAAAUUGAUUGCGAGUCUUCAUCAGAUAAGCCUCUAAUCAUGGAAACUGAUGAUAGACUUGGCCCAUUGCCCCAAGAAAUUCAGAGAAAUAUCUUGUCCCUACUCCCUACAACUGAUGUGGCGAAAGUGGGCUUAAUGUCCAGAUCUUUGAGGCAGGCAUGGCGAUCAAUUCCUAUCCUUAACUUUGACUAUUCCAGGCACGAUGAGAUGCAGAGUGUUAAGGAUUGUUAUGAAGAAUUCAUCAACAACACACUUGCUCGUCAUGAUGAGUCAACCGUUGAAAAUUUUGAAAUCCGUCUAUGGCCCUUAACUCUUUGUGACAUUUCUAUUAGGAAUGAGUGGAUUCAAUUUGCUGCAACGCAUAAUUCCAGAAAGCUUGUUCUUUUUGGAUCCAUGAUUGAAGAAGAAAUCCGUGUGCUUCCGCAGACCAUAUUUUCAUGCCAGCAUCUCCUUAAAUUAGAACUGGCAGUUACGGAUCUUGUGCUGACUUGGCCUGACACAUUCGUACUCCCCAACCUCAGGAAGUUAAUCCUGAAGUUCGCUAAGAUUCCCGCAUCAUUUAUGGAUCAGCUGUCAUGCUUUCCUGUAGUGGAAAAGCUGUCUAUGAUCCUCUGUGAUAUUAGCUUUACUGGCAUUAUAUCUGUUUCUUCAUUCACAUUAACAGAACUCAUAAUGUGUGAUUGCUGGGGGAUGGAAAAAUGCUCGGUUGUUCUCCAGAAUGUUCCCAACCUUUCCAAAUUUAUAUAUAUCUGCAAUAAGUCGGAGGGUAAUGAGUUUCAUGUGCCAGCUGAGGCCUUUCAGUUAGUUAUCAAUGACAGCAUUUCUUUUGUGAAGGCUCAAACACCCAAAGAUUUGAAUCGGGCCGUUAUGAAAGUCAUCAAGGAGCUUUUCUGUAGAGAAUUUUUUCAUCGACUGAGAGAAUGGUUCAUUGAGUAUCUCUCCAGGGUUCCAGAUCUGCAAAGGCAGCUGUCGUUUACUAUAUUCCAUAAUUUGGUGUUUCUGAAGAUACGUAUAUGGCCAGUCACCGAGCAAGUUCGAGUGGUGAUGCAGCUCACUGGCCCAUGUCCGAAUCUCGGAAGAUUGUCUGUUUUUAUUGUGAGACCGUCACAAAGAGAAGAGGCAGAUGUGGCCAAUGUUGAUGAAGUCUUUUUAUGUGAUGGAGGUUGCCAAAAAUUAUAUCAUGUAGACAUUGAUAAUUUUAUAGGAAAUGAAACUGAAAUGUAUCUUGCGAGAUGUUUGCUUGCAAACACCCCAAGAUUGCGGAGGCUUUUGAUAUCAUUUAGCUUGGGUUUUAGGUUGCGUGACAUCGCUCCGAAGAUGAACAGGGUUCGUGGGUUCGACAAAGCUUCUCCGGAUGUCAACGUUUACUUGAGAAGGGAAUAAUUCGAGAUUAUUGGAGUAAGAAACUUACCUAUGUUUUGCAUUGCUUUGUUUAAUUUCCUGCAUCAAUCAAUUAUUCGAGUACUUAUCUUUGUUUU
Molecule: messenger RNA, 4266 nt
Organism: Andrographis paniculata
Lineage: Eukaryota; Viridiplantae; Streptophyta; Magnoliopsida; Lamiales; Acanthaceae
Product: putative F-box/FBD/LRR-repeat protein At1g78760
Exons: 4
Coding region: 2828-4171 (447 amino acids)
Molecular function (GO): protein binding
Source: RefSeq, a predicted model, not a curated record